AUCCAAGGGAGGGCGCCAUAGCAAAACAAAAGCCUUCCCCAUCCCUUUCCCUUCCCUUCCAUCUCCGGCAGGCAACACACACAGCCAGCGCUCGCCGCCAUGGGGCCGAAGGGGCAGGCGAACGGGAACUCGACGGCGGCGGCGUCGGAGGCGGAGAUGAACAAGCAGGCGGAUCAGGACGGGAGCGGGAAUAAGGUGGUGGUGCAGUACAGGGAGUGCCAGCGCAACCACGCGGCGGGCAUCGGCGGGUACGCCGUGGACGGGUGCCGCGAGUUCCUCGCCUGCCUCCCGCCGCAGGACCUCCUCUGCGCCGCCUGCGGCUGCCACCGCAGCUUCCACAAGCGCGAGCUCGCCGCCGCCCACUCCGACUCCGACUUCGACGCCCACGCCUCCUCCUUCGCGGCCGCCGGCCGCUGAUCGCCGAUCUAGCUCGCCGCCGCUUGAUUAAGCUCGCUUGCUCAGGUGAGAAAUUAUAUGUGGUUGGUUGGUGGAUGCGACGAUGGAUCGGACGAUCGGUCGAUCUUGAUCGAUUCAGAUGCUAUGCUUAUAUAUGGAGCAGUUAAUUAUUGAUGAUCUCUCUUCUUGUUCUUGGUUAUUUGGUCUUGGUAUUGGGAUUUAGAUCAUGAUUUGGGUGAUACGAUUGUGCGUGAUGAUGUAAUUAGUUAAUCACUAGUAUAUGCAUAGAACAUGAUUAUAUCUGUGUUCAUGAGAGCAAGCUAGCAGCGACUUGGUGCAAGUGUUGAUCGAUGGAUUGUAUUAUGUACAGAUUAUUUGUGCAUGCCCUUCUUAAUUGUAAUUUGGAACUAGUUAUAAUGUAUAAGUACUCUGGGUUAUGGGCUUAAUUAUGGAUGGAUAAUCUUCUCUUGUU
Molecule: messenger RNA, 868 nt
Organism: Brachypodium distachyon (stiff brome)
Lineage: Eukaryota; Viridiplantae; Streptophyta; Magnoliopsida; Poales; Poaceae
Product: mini zinc finger protein 1
Exons: 1
Coding region: 100-417 (105 amino acids)
Biological process (GO): regulation of DNA-templated transcription; regulation of developmental process
Cellular component (GO): nucleus
Molecular function (GO): transcription cis-regulatory region binding; DNA-binding transcription factor activity
Source: RefSeq, a predicted model, not a curated record